AUGGAUCCAAGUAUGAGUGUGAAUUCUGUCACCAUCUCUGUUGAGGGGAUGACAUGUAGUUCCUGUGUUUGGACCAUUGAACAACGCAUUGGAAAACUGAAUGGUGUACAUCACAUUAAAGUUUCACUGGAAGAAAAAAAUGCAACCAUUAUUUAUGACCCUAAACUGCAGACUCCAAAGACCCUACAGGAAGCCAUUGAUGACAUGGGCUUUGAUGCUGUUCUGCACAAUCCUAAGCCGCUCCCUGUUUUAACUGAGACCUUGUUUCUGACUGUUACUGCUUCACUGGCUCCACCAUGGGAGCAUAUCCAAAGAACGUUGCUCAAGACGAAGGGUGUGACAGACAUUAAAAUUUCCCCUCAGCAGAGAACUGCAGUGGUGAUAAUAAUCCCUUCUAUAGUGAAUGCCAGUCAGAUAGUAGAGCUGGUUCCGGCUCUCAGUUUAGAUCCAGGAAUUCUGGAGAAAACAUCAGGAAUUUGCGAAGAUUUCAGUAUGGCUCAAGCAGGCGAAGUCAUGCUAAAGAUGAAGGUGGAAGGGAUGACCUGCCAUUCAUGUACUAGCACCAUUGAAGGAAAAAUUGGGAAACUGCAAGGUGUUCAGCGAAUUAAAGUUUCCCUGGACAAUCAAGAAGCUACUGUUGUUUAUCAACCUCAUCUUAUCACAGCAGAGGAAAUAAAAAAGCAGAUUGAAGCUGUGGGCUUUCCAGCAUUCAUCAAAAAACAGCCCAAGUACCUCAAACUGGGAGCUAUUGAUAUAGAUCGUCUAAAGAACACACCAGUCAAAUCCUCAGAAGGAUCACAGCAAAGGAGUCCUUCAUAUACCAAUAAUUCAACAGUCAUUUUCAUCAUAGAUGGCAUGCACUGUAAAUCAUGUGUGUCAAAUAUUGAAAGUGCUUUAUCUGCACUCCAGUAUGUAAGCAGUGUAGUCGUUUCUUUAGAGAAUAGAACUGCCACAAUAAAGUACAAGGCAAGUUUAGUCACUCCAGAAACUCUGAGAAAAGCAAUAGAGGCCAUAUCACCAGGGCAAUAUAGAGUUAGUAGUACAAAUGAAAUUGAGAGUACUUCAAACUCUCCCUCCAGCUCAUCUCUUCAAAAGAGUCCUUUGAACAUAGUUAGCCAGCCUCUGACUCAAGAAACCGUGAUAAACAUUGAUGGCAUGACUUGUAAUUCUUGUGUGCAGUCUAUUGAGGGUGUCAUAUUAAAAAAGGCAGGUGUAAAAUCCAUACGAGUAUCACUUGCAAAUGGUAAAGGGACUGUUGAGUAUGAUCCUUUACUAACCUCUCCAGAAACCUUGAGAGAAGCAAUAGAAGACAUGGGAUUUGAUGCUUGCUUGUCAGAUACAAAUGAGCCACUGGUAGUAAUAGCUCAGUCCUCAUCGGAAAUGCCACUUUUGACCUCAACUAAUGAAUUUCAUACCAAAAUGAUGACACCAAUUCAUGACAAAGAGGAGGCAAAGACCUCAUCUAAGUGUUACAUACAGGUCACUGGUAUGACUUGUGCUUCCUGUGUAGCAAACAUUGAACGGAAUUUAAGACGAGAAGAAGGAAUAUAUUCUGUACUUGUGGCUCUGAUGGCUGGGAAGGCAGAAGUAAGAUAUAACCCUGCUGUCAUACAACCCCCGAUGAUAGCCGAGUUAAUCCGAGAGCUUGGAUUUGGAGCCACUGUGAUAGAAAAUGCUGAUGAAGGGGAUGGUGUUUUGGAACUUGUUGUGAGAGGAAUGACAUGUGCCUCCUGUGUACAUAAAAUAGAGUCUACCCUCACAAAACAUGGAGGGAUCUUCUACUGCUCUGUGGCCCUGGCAACCAAUAAAGCACAUAUUAAAUAUGAUCCAGAAAUUAUUGGUCCCAGAGAUAUUAUUCAUACAAUUGAAAGCUUAGGUUUUGAAGCUUCUUUGGUCAAGAAGGACCGGUCAGCAAGCCACCUAGACCAUAAACGAGAGAUAAGACAAUGGCGACGGGCCUUUCUUGUGAGCCUGUUUUUCUGUAUUCCUGUAAUGGGGCUGAUGAUAUAUAUGAUGGUUAUGGACCACCACCUUGCAACUCUUCACCAUAAUCAGAACAUGAGCCAAGAAGAAAUGAUUAGCAUUCAUUCUUCUUUGUUUCUGGAGCGCCAGAUCCUGCCAGGAUUGUCCAUUAUGAAUUUGCUAUCUUUUUUAUUGUGUGUACCUGUACAGUUUUUUGGAGGCUGGCACUUCUACAUUCAGGCCUACAAAGCACUGAAACAUAAAACUGCAAAUAUGGACGUACUGAUUGUGCUGGCAACUACCAUUGCAUUUGCUUAUUCUUUGGUUAUUCUUCUGGUUGCAAUGUAUGAGAGAGCCAAAGUGAACCCUGUUACUUUCUUUGACACACCUCCUAUGCUAUUUGUGUUUAUUGCACUAGGCCGGUGGCUGGAACAUGUAGCAAAGGGCAAAACAUCAGAGGCUCUUGCCAAACUAAUUUCACUACAAGCUACAGAAGCAACUAUUGUAACUCUCGACUCUGCUAAUAUCGUCUUGAGUGAAGAGCAAGUGGAUGUGGAACUUGUACAACGUGGAGACAUCAUUAAAGUGGUUCCAGGAGGCAAAUUUCCAGUGGAUGGGCGUGUUAUUGAAGGACAUUCUAUGGUAGAUGAGUCCCUCAUCACAGGGGAGGCAAUGCCUGUGGCUAAGAAGUCUGGCAGCACAGUGAUUGCUGGUUCCAUUAACCAGAAUGGGUCACUCCUUAUCCGUGCAACCCAUGUUGGAGCAGACACAACCCUUUCUCAAAUUGUCAGACUUGUAGAGGAGGCACAAACAUCAAAGGCUCCUAUCCAGCAGUUUGCAGACAAACUCAGUGGCUACUUUGUUCCUUUUAUUGUCAUUGUUUCCAUUGCUACCCUUUUGGUUUGGAUUAUAAUUGGAUUUCUGAAUUUUGAAAUCGUGGAAACCUACUUUCCUGGCUACAACAGAAGUAUCUCCCGAACAGAAACAAUAAUACGCUUUGCUUUCCAAGCCUCAAUCACAGUUCUGUGCAUUGCAUGCCCCUGUUCACUGGGAUUGGCCACUCCAACUGCCGUGAUGGUGGGUACAGGAGUAGGCGCUCAAAAUGGCAUACUAAUCAAAGGUGGUGAGCCAUUGGAGAUGGCUCAUAAGGUAAAGGUAGUGGUAUUUGAUAAAACUGGAACCAUUACCCAUGGAACCCCAGUAGUGAAUCAAGUAAAGGUUCUAGUGGAAAGUAACAGAAUGUCAUGCAAUAAGAUCCUGGCCAUUGUGGGAACUGCUGAAAGUAACAGUGAACACCCUCUAGGAGCAGCAAUAACCAAAUACUGCAAGCAGGAGCUGGACACUGAAACCUUGGGUACCUGCAUAGAUUUCCAGGUUGUGCCAGGCUGUGGUAUUAGCUGUAAAGUCACCAAUAUCGAAGGCUUGCUACACAAGGAUAACUGGAAGAUAGAGGAAAAUAAUAUUAAAAAUGCAUCCCUGGUUCAAAUAGAUACAAGUAAUGAACAGUCAUCAACUUCAUCUUCCAUGAUUAUUGAUGCCCAGCUCUCAAAUGCUCUUAAUGCUCAGCAGUACAAAGUUCUUAUUGGUAACCGGGAGUGGAUGAUUAGAAAUGGUCUUGUCAUUAAUAACGAUGUAAACGAUUCCAUGACUGAACAUGAGAGAAAAGGUCGGACUGCUGUAUUGGUAGCAGUUGAUGAUGAGCUGUGCGGCUUGGUAGCUAUCGCUGAUACAGUGAAGCCUGAAGCAGAAUUGGCAGUCCAUAUUCUGAAAUCUAUGGGCUUAGAAGUAGUUCUGAUGACUGGAGACAACAGUAAAACAGCUAGAUCUAUUGCUUCUCAGGUUGGCAUUACUAAGGUGUUUGCUGAAGUUCUACCUUCCCACAAGGUUGCUAAGGUGAAGCAACUCCAAGAGGAGGGGAACUGGGUAGCAAUGGUAGGAGAUGGAAUCAAUGACUCCCCAGCUCUGGCGAUGGCUAAUGUUGGAAUUGCCAUUGGCACAGGCACAGACGUAGCCAUUGAAGCAGCCGAUGUGGUUUUGAUACGGAAUGAUCUUCUGGAUGUAGUGGCAAGUAUUGAUUUAUCAAGGAAGACAGUCAAGAGGAUUCGGAUAAAUUUUGUCUUUGCUCUAAUUUAUAAUCUGAUUGGAAUUCCCAUAGCUGCUGGAGUUUUUAUGCCCAUUGGUUUGGUUUUGCAGCCCUGGAUGGGAUCUGCUGCAAUGGCUGCUUCAUCUGUUUCAGUAGUACUUUCUUCACUCCUCCUUAAACUUUACAGGAAACCAACUUAUGAGAAUUAUGAACUACAUGCCCGAGGCCAGAUGGGACAGAAAAGUCCUUCAGAAAUAAGUGUUCAUGUUGGAAUAGAUGAUACCUCAAGAAAUUCUCCUAAACUGGGUUUGCUGGACCAGAUUGUUAAUUACAGCAGAGCCUCCAUAAACUCACUGCUGUCUGAUAAACGAUCACUGAACAGUGUUGGUACUAGUGAACCUGACAAGCACUCACUCCUGGUGGGAGACUGCAGGGAAGAUGACGACAGUGUGUUGUAACAGGCCACAGAGAGUGCUGCUAGAUAAUGUUGUUCUGCACUGACACAGCAUUCAUGAUCACCUU
This is a messenger RNA of Lipotes vexillifer (Yangtze River dolphin), 4567 nucleotides long. RefSeq names its product ATPase copper transporting alpha (gene ATP7A). The transcript is spliced from 22 exons. Gene Ontology annotation, molecular function: ATP hydrolysis activity; copper ion binding; ATPase-coupled monoatomic cation transmembrane transporter activity. Gene Ontology annotation, cellular component: membrane. The coding region runs from base 1 to 4503 and encodes 1500 amino acids. Gene Ontology annotation, biological process: monoatomic cation transport. Lineage: Eukaryota; Metazoa; Chordata; Mammalia; Artiodactyla; Lipotidae. The record is from RefSeq and is a predicted model, not a curated record.